ACCGAGAUGCUUUGCGAACUGUCCGUCUCAUGUGAUCGGAAGUAGAGAGGCUGGAUGCGCGGCGUGUCCUUGGAGGGGGAAAAAUGGCUUCCGCAGCAUUGAGGAUACUCAAGUUUGCCACCAAAGCAGGCCUGGCUGGGGGAGCUGUGUAUGUGGCGUAUGACCAGGGGCUGCUGGGCAGUGGCACCCAAGGAGAGGAGGUGCUGAAGAAGACCACAGCUGCCAUACCGCCUGCCAUUCAAGAAUGGGCUAAUUACUUCGGCUGGCAGAUCCCAUCUGCACCAAAAUUAGACUUCUCUAUCUGCGAGUCCUGGAAUUGGGGUGUUCAAAAGUCUGUGUCUGCACUCUCAUCUGCUCCAAGCAAGACUUGUGAAUACACAGCAGAAGGAUGGAAAUAUAUAAAAGAGCUGGUGAAGUGAAGUGUACAAAGAAAAAAAAACAAAAAAAAAAUCAAUAAAAUCAUCUAUUUAUAUGC
Messenger RNA from Xenopus tropicalis (tropical clawed frog), 475 nucleotides. RefSeq names its product mitochondrial contact site and cristae organizing system subunit 13 (gene micos13). The transcript has 4 exons. Gene Ontology annotation, cellular component: MICOS complex; mitochondrial inner membrane. NCBI's taxonomy places the organism in Eukaryota, Metazoa, Chordata, Amphibia, Anura, Pipidae. The record is from RefSeq and is a predicted model, not a curated record. Bases 84 to 419 code for a protein of 111 amino acids.